Molecule: messenger RNA, 2394 nt
Organism: Hirundo rustica (Barn swallow)
Lineage: Eukaryota; Metazoa; Chordata; Aves; Passeriformes; Hirundinidae
Gene: CSNK1G3
Product: casein kinase 1 gamma 3
Exons: 16
Coding region: 445-1818 (457 amino acids)
Biological process (GO): endocytosis; peptidyl-serine phosphorylation; positive regulation of canonical Wnt signaling pathway
Cellular component (GO): plasma membrane; cytoplasm; nucleus
Molecular function (GO): protein serine/threonine kinase activity; ATP binding
Source: RefSeq, a predicted model, not a curated record
GCCGCCGCCGCCGCUUCCCCUCCGCCUCAGAGUGCCGCCCCGGCCGGCGCCGCUUCGGAGCCCCGUGCCAGGGGCGGGGCGGGAAGCAGUGGCCGGAGGUGAAGGGCCGAACGCCGAGCUUGUGCUCCGUUCUCCUGGGCUCUCCGAAUUGUGAGCAUUAUGGUGGAGAAAACAUAUUGCCAUCAACAUUAUAACACUGUCAUAGAAUUCCUGUAAAGACUAGGAAAUAUUGCUGGUGUUAUGCAUUCUGGAAAAACGUUUUAACUACAGAUACCAUCAAGACUUUGAGAACAGAAUGAACAUGCUGCUGUUGUCUGCUUACUGACAGUAACCAGCUGGGCGCUUCACUCAUGAUGUUUUCAUUCUCACAUUGUCCAACUGGAAUUUGCUUAUACUGAUUUUUAAAAAGAGGAAUAAAUCAAAGUGGAGUACCGUAAACUUGACAUGGAAAAUAAAAAGAAAGACAAAGACAAACCAGAUGAAAGGAUGGCACGGCCUAGUGGGAGAUCAGGCCAUAAUCCACGUGGAACUGGUUCUUCAAAUUCUGGAGUGUUAAUGGUUGGCCCUAACUUCAGAGUUGGUAAAAAAAUUGGAUGUGGUAAUUUUGGAGAGCUGCGGUUGGGAAAAAAUUUAUACACAAAUGACUAUGUGGCAAUUAAGCUGGAGCCAAUGAAGUCGAGAGCACCACAGCUACAUUUGGAAUACAGAUUCUACAAGCAACUAGGAUCUGGAGAUGGAAUACCUCAGGUUUAUUAUUUUGGCCCAUGUGGCAAAUAUAAUGCUAUGGUGCUAGAACUACUUGGACCUAGUCUGGAAGAUUUAUUUGACUUGUGUGGUAGGACAUUUUCUCUUAAAACCGUUCUUAUGAUAGCCAUACAGUUGAUUUCUCGCAUGGAAUAUGUCCAUUCAAAGAACUUAAUAUACAGAGAUGUAAAACCUGAGAACUUCUUAAUAGGACGACCCGGAAACAAAACUCAGCAAAUUAUUCACAUUAUAGACUUUGGUUUGGCAAAGGAGUAUGUAGAUCCAGAAACAAAGAAGCACAUACCAUAUCGAGAACAUAAGAGCCUUACAGGAACGGCUAGAUAUAUGAGUAUAAAUACACAUUUAGGAAAAGAGCAAAGUAGAAGAGAUGAUUUGGAAGCUUUGGGUCAUAUGUUUAUGUAUUUUCUCAGAGGAAGUCUUCCAUGGCAAGGUUUAAAGGCGGAUACAUUAAAAGAGCGUUACCAGAAAAUUGGGGACACUAAACGAGCAACUCCUAUAGAAGUAUUGUGUGAAAACGUCCCAGAGGAAAUGGCUACUUACCUACGUUAUGUAAGAAGGUUAGAUUUUUUUGAAAAGCCAGACUACGAUUACUUAAGAAAGCUCUUCACAGACUUACUUGAUCGGAAAGGCUAUAUGUUUGAUUAUGAGUAUGACUGGAUUGGCAAACAGUUGCCUACUCCAGUGGGUUCAAUACAUUCAGACCCUACAAUGUCUUCAAACAGAGAAGCAUAUCAGCACAGAGACAGAAUGCAACAAUCCAAAAAUCAGUCAACAGACCAUAGGGCAAUGUGGGAUUCACAUCAAACCAAUCUACAUCACUUGAGGGCUCACCUGGCAUCUGAUAGACAUGGUGGCUCUGUGCAGGUGGUAAGUUCAACAAAUGGAGAACUGAACACAGAUGACCCAACUGCAGGCCGUUCGAAUGCACCCAUCACAGCUCCUGCGGAAGUAGAAGUAAUGGAUGAAACAAACUGCCAGAAAGUGUUGAACAUGUGUUAUGUAACUCUCAGAGCAGUUCUGGUUUGCCUCUGCCCACUGCUACUUUUUCAGUGACUGAGCGACAGGGUGCCUUGGAUAUUUUGAGAAGGUGCUGCUGCUUAUUCAAGCGGAGGAAAAGAAAAGCCAUCCAGCGCAACAAAUGACUAGAACCAAACAGAACACGGGAAAAUGCUUAUUUGUUUAACUACUGUCUUGUGAUCUUAAAAAAAUUCCCAACAACAAAACCCAAAGCAAAAACCUGCAUAAAAACACAUUUUCCGAGGACUCCCUGAGAAACAGUAUCAUGCCUUUGUGCUUUGAUUUGGUUCUUCUGCAUCCAUCUUCUGUUUCUUAAAUUCAUCUGUUCUGAAAGCUUUAAGAUACUGUAAAAUAGGAGAGCUUCUUUGACCAUUAACAUAUGGACCAAUGAAAUAAUAGAAAAUGAACAGUAUCUUGAGCAAAACUGAACUUGAGAAGUAUUUCUUCUUUCCUAGGAAGUAGUAGGUGUCUUAGAUGAAGACGGAUGUCAUAAAUCAGUUAUUUGAGUUUGUUGCAGUGUAUCUAAAGCAGUUUUCUUCAAAAAUGAAGAAGAAAAAUACAGGAACACAUUAUUAUGCAAAAUAAUAAAAUCUUAAGAUUUAUUUUGUGACA